GUGGGUCAAAGCGGAUUAAUUCGCUUAUGUGCGGAACGUACUAUUGUCACAAGCCUGCCAGAAGGAGUUUUCCCCACAUUUAUCAGAGAAGUCAAAUGUGAAGGUGACAGCUGCCUCACGAAUGAGGGACGAUGCAUUCAGCGGUUCAUGGAGUUUACAUUUAUUCAUUUCACUGGGGAAUACGAGUUCCAUGAAACCGUUAGUUAUUGGCCACGGAUUGAUAUUUACACCGAGGUAUGGAAUCCGUAUACGCAAGAAAUCGGUAUUUGCUGCGAAUGCCAACGGCUGAGCUAAAACCUGGGCCGGUAGUUCCCUGGCUAUUAAGUAGGCUGUUUUCUCUUCGCUACUAGGCCUGCGCAAUCUGGAAUUCCUUCUCCUGCUGUUUUUUCUUCCGUGGAUUCAACUUUUUUCCACAUUGAAGAUUGGAAUCUUACACAUCCAUCUUCAAAAUAGACUAGAGAUGCAACAUUUUAUUUGAUUUUUCGCCUCCAGAUAUAAAAAAAACCUAACAGUAGACGGUACUAUUUUAAGAUGAUUUUGUUUUAUAAAUUAGGCACCGUAAAGAGUUUCUGAAGCUUACAUUUUGAGGGUUAGCUUCUCUUCAAAAAAAAUAUAAUCAUAGUAAGCCUACCUCGCGAUUUUGUGGUUAAUAAUAGUUGCUGUUUUAAAAGUAAGGCAGGUUUUGCUGCACAUCGGAAAUAAACCGGAAGUUAGUUGACAAACGUUUCUUCUUACUCUCCCUCCCCCCCCCUCCCCUAAAAUCCUCCACCCACCCCCUCCCCACCCCGUCGUUAAAUAAUGAGUGAUCCCUGAGCGCAGUCAUUAAGUAUAGUACAUAGCCGUGGUUUUGAAUUCGAGAAUAUAAAGAAUUGGAAUUAAGUGUGUUUUUUUCAAUCAGAACGCAUGUGUACCGUCUUGACUUUUGUGUAGCCGUACCCUUCCUCCGUUGCAGAAAAGGAAAACGUUUCUCUUCCGAGUAGAGGGUAAGGCUACACGUUUGCUAGGACCAUGUUGAACAAAUGUCAUGUUUACUCAAGAUGCUCAAACACCUUGAUGUUAAAUUUGUUCUCCUGCUUGAAUUUUAAUCAGUGUAUUAAAGAUAAAGAUAAAUUAAUCAGUGUAUUAAAGAUAAAGAUAAAUUAAAGUUAAAUCGUUGCAGAUAAAAAAAAAAUAGAUAUGGUGACGAAACUCUUCGGCUCUUUAAAAGAAGAAAAAUUAAGAAAAAUGCUCUAAACAGAAAUAUCUUUUCCUUGAUCAGAAAUAUCUUGGACUGAUGAACAGAUGUUACUUAAAAAAAUUCAGCUGAGUAUGCUGGCGGGCUGUAAUCAGCUGUUUUCAUGGGCCAUUGAUUUGCUUCCUAAAUUAGUUUGGUUCCGACUUUUCGGCAAAGUAGUACUCUUUCCUUUCUGAAAUACUUGGAUCUCAAUAUCAACUCGGUAAAAUCCCGUGGCCUACGCGCUAGAGUUAUAAUACCAUGUUGUGACCGCUUUAUAACUCAGUAUAAUCCAAUUACAUCAAUAUUUUCGCCUUUAUGUAUUAGAUUAUUGUUCUUUAAGUAACGAUCUGGCUCUUACCUUGUGCGUCAUUAGGGCGAGUGCCAAAAUAACCACACUGAACCAUGACGUCAUUGCAUGACUAACUUUAAGUAGAAACAAUAAACAAUCAGAUAUUUGCUUACUGUUUCUAGGAGACAGAAGGUCACAGUUUCAAGUUGUUAUUCAAAUAUUGCCUCAGUCUACUAACUUUAAAUUUACGCUUUCGUCCUACUCUUUGACGGACAAUUACUUUGUCGACGAAAGUAUACAAUUCCAGAGUACGCAAAAUUAGUUUCGCGGAUGCCUUGAUUCUCUUCAAUGAAUGAUCGUUUUCCACAGUUUGUAGAGAUCUAAAACAAAUUCCGUUCUAUUUUUCUUUAAAUAUUUUGUUUUAUUUUCGCCCACAUCUUUUACUUCUUCCUAGGGAAAUACUCUUGCGUGGAAACAACGGAAGUUGUGAGCUAUAGAUCUUACAACUUUACACCAACGUCAUAACAAUCGAAGAACAAAGAAGUUCACCGAACUUUUACGAGUCAAAGGAGGAAUUUUCAAUUUAAUUAAAAGUGUGAUUUCUAACAGAAUAUUUUCCCCCAUUAUUUAAGUCUUAAAACUAUUAUUUUUUCCAGUCUAAGGUUAGGAUCAAGGUUUCUUUUGUUCACUAGCCGUCAAUCAGUUGCUGAUGGAUUUUGUCAGUUUUCUAUUCAUGAUUGAUUUAUAAUGCAAAAAUAAACCUAAUAUUACCCAGAGAAUCCACCACUUACACAAAAUAUACAGUGCUGAUGUCUGAUAUCCUUAUGACAAGCUACAAAUAUGCUAUUGACAAAAAUUGAAAACGUUAUACGCCGUUUUGCAUCAUAACUUAUAGCAACUUAACUAUGGUGAAAUCCGAACUUGCGAGAAUUAACAAAGAAAAAACGAAUUAUAAUACCAAACCUGCUCAGCUAUAUUUUUAUUUCUCCUUUUUUGGUAAACGUCUAGAGUUCUGUCGGCCCUUUUGGCCGGUGAAAGCAGUAACAGGAAGUACACAGGUAGCUAGUAAUAAAGCUUCAUUAUUAUGCAAAACAAGUAUUAGGCUAAAAUCUAUUAUUAUUUUUUCAUAAAGCCACAAAGGAGAAUAAAAUAUUUCGAGACAAAGAUAUCGCUUUCUGCUUUUUCCGCCUUGACUGGUUAAAAAGAGUUCGUUAUACUCACAAAAGAUUAGAACGACUGCAGAGCUGAACAAUAGAAAAGCGAUCUGAACAGACUGAGGCCUUAGUUGCUUGUAAAAAGGUAUGCCACGGGAGUUAUGCUUAGUUAUAAAUUUACUUGUUCUUUAUAUCCAUCUGAUUUUAUAAGUUUUGGUCCUUGAUGCAUAUAUAUUACGCUGGCCUUACACGAGCAGCGACAAAGUUUCAAGCCCAGUAAAUUAUUUUUUGACGAUUGCAAAGUUUGGGUGUAGCAAGAAAACUCUCUUACAUAACUUAAAUCCAAAAUGUAUGAUUCUUUGAUUGAGUUUUGCUCAAAAAACAUAAAUUUGCUAUUAAUUUGUUUAUAAUUGGUACUGUCAAUCAUAAUUUUUCUUCUUAGGACGAGAGUAGAACAUGUCUUUUAUAUAUUUGAUAUUCUUAAUCGAGAGAGUUUUUGUUUGUGUUACGUCGGAGUAUUAAGAUAUAUCUGAGCACUUUUGUAAAGACUUGUAUACGGUUUAUAUAAAGCUUCUCUUUUUAAAGAAAUUCUGGAUUCCUCCGCGUUCUGCCGGCGAAAUUCCGCUCCAUGAAAAGCUUACCACUAUACUUUGUUACUUUCUCAAGGAAAGUUUGAUGCCGAUUGAGAAAUAACUGCAAAUGUCUAUAUCUUCAAAUUUCGACUUUGUUCCUUUCCUUUUUAAUUGAGUCAAAUAUUGAACAGCGGUUAUGACUCUCUAUCGGAAACCUGAAAAUAUCAACUUAAAAGUAAAAAAAAAUAAUAAUAACUUCGUUUGAUGGCUUAAAAAACAGGCCAAACGGAAGCGUGACAUAUAUAUGUUUUGUCAGAAGUCACGAGUCAACAGCAAAAACAAGACGGCGACGGUAAACGAGGACACAACGAAACAAAAGAUCUAAUUGGCAGAAGAAUAGCGCAGCACGAGCGGUUUAACACAAUGCUGUACAUUUAUAACCGUCCUCUGCAAAACAACUUGACGUGAAGUCACCAAAAUCUGCGUGGUCCCAGAACGAAAACCACGGCGGUAAAUAAUUUAAGUUGUUACUUGGAACUUGACGUUAUGGCAGAGUUGAUAUAUAUAGUGCCGUAAGAGACGGUGACACAUCCAGCUGUUCUCAAAAUUCUAACUAAAAUUAAAAAUUCCUUUGUUAAUCGACUUUCUCCGCGGCGUUGCCUUCCUGAUUGCAUAGGUGAUUUGUUUUUCAAGAUGAGAGAACAGAAGGUUCCACUUAAAAUCUGUCACACGAGUCCAACUGUUUCUAACUUGUUUAAAGAGUUUACAAACAGUUGCGCCGUCCGAUCAAACAAUGAACACUUGUGAACAUUUCCACGCAAGCCAAUUUAUACAUCAGCCAACACCAACGUCAACAAGCAUGACAGGCAAGAUUAGUAUACCACGAACUGAACCCGCGAAAAACUGAUGUUAAGAAAAAAAACACAGACCGACGGUUUAAAUUCAGUUGAAAUAUUAAUCGAAGUUCACUUGUCAGCUAAAAAGCCUUGGAUAAACACGAACCCUGUCAAGGCGGCAAUUGUUAUCCAAGAAUUGUAGUCGACAUAGCAUUUCCCCCUAAUUAUGGCUGCCAAACAGCUGGCUUUUUUAAUCAGUCUUUCUCUUUGUUUGCAAUUAAAUUUAACCCACUUACGAGAGGUAACGUGUAAAGAUGACAGAUUAAACUCAGUAUUAUUGAUUUUCUUUAAGGUUAGACAAGUGUUGGAGAAGUUCACCAGCCAGUCUAGAGAAGCAUGGAGAUACCUGUGAAACCGAAGGUGAAAAUUUUACUUAUAUGGAGCCUAAGUUGCUUCGCUGUAUAUAAGACAAAUAGGGUAAGAUUUUGGCCGCACCUAUUUGCUGUUAUCCUUUACAAACUAUAAUUUAGUAACGCUCCACAAGUUAGAUAACAGUGGCUUCUUAGCUGAGUUGGCAGAAAGGCCCAACUACUGUUUGGGAGACAACGGAUUCGAACUCUGUUUCAGCCACAAUUUUUCAAGAUUUCUUUUCCUAUAAUUUCUUCAGUCUGAUUGCAGUUCAUCUACAAGGAUCCGUCACUAUCAGAUUUUUGUCAAUUUUGAUGGUUAAUUCAUUUUUUCUUAUAGAAUAUUCUUCCAUUUUAUCGCAUUUCUAAACAGAUAAUGUCACUAGUCUUGCUCAUGAUUGUCGUCUUGGCUACGCUUCCGACUUCUAGUGGGAGGACUCGAAUUUUGCGUCAACGCCGAACAAGAACAUCACGUAAACCUUUAAUAACAUCAAGGCCUAAAAUUCAAGAAAAAGAUUGCACUCGCAUCGUCGAUUCAGUUCCUAAAUAUCGUGGAAGGUUACUCCGGAGUCAUCAGCUAUGCGUUCGCCUCAAUGAAACCCAGUUAAUGAGCAAGCUUCGUAUCACUGGCGGAGGUUUCAACCCACGAUACAUGGCCAUUAACAAGACAGAUUCUUGCAGAUUUCAGGAUCUAGCUGUUGCAGACGAGCUUCCUGUACAACCCGCUACGCCAUCUGAGGCCCAACCUGAUCAUCGGCCACGCCAAAUUCAGCAAGACCCCUCUGACAAUGAUUUGAGCCGCAUUUUGGAUGAGCCAGAAGUAGGUGAUCAGGAAGGAGGCCAGUUGAGACAGAAACGGAUGUCAUCCUUGAGCCCAGGCUCCACCCUGCGCGGCUGCUGGGGUCGAGGCUCAACCGUGGAUAACACUAACUUAAGACGCCUCUGUACAGAGUGUGCCGCAACCACAAGACUUCCAUCAAAAGUGUUUCCGCCCUUUAUCAACGAAGUCAUUUGUGACGAUUCCGACCAUUUGUGUUUUCGAGCCAUUGGAAGAUGUGUGCAGCGUUACAUACAGUUCACAUUUCUUCGCUUUACUGGAGACUUCGAGAGAGAUGAUACUCUGAGCCAAUUAAUAGGAAUUAAUGUUUAUAUGGAGGAGUGGGAAGAUUAUGAACAAGAUAUCAGAUCCUGCUGUGAAUGCCGGAUAUUUUCAAUAUUCGGUCGCAAAUAA
This is a messenger RNA of Pocillopora meandrina, 5705 nucleotides long. NCBI's taxonomy places the organism in Eukaryota, Metazoa, Cnidaria, Anthozoa, Scleractinia, Pocilloporidae. The record is from the annotation of a GenBank genome assembly.